AUGGCGACUCCAAGAAGUGUGCAGCGAUUGCAACAAACGCUUUCGCACGUUCAGCCUCCUAGUAGUCCACAGCUGUCUAUUGUCGCGGGUCCGACAGAGCCACAGCUGCUGGAUAUCACUUUGGGCGAACUUUUGACACUCCAAGCACUGCAAUAUGGAGGAAUUGAGUGUUUAGUCUUCCCUUGGACAGGUGCGCGAUGGACAUAUGGUCAACUCAAAGAUGAGACCGAUCGUCUAGCCCUAGGAAUGCUGGCCUCGGGUAUUCUGAAAGGCGAUCGUGUCGGCAUCAUGGCGGGCAACUGUGAGCAAUACAUCUCCGUUUUCUUUGCGGCUGCCCGGGUCGGAGCUAUCCUGGUUGUUUUGAACAACACGUACACCCCCUCGGAGCUGUAUUACGCUCUGAAUCAUAGUGAAUGCCGAAUGCUUUUCAUGACCCCGCGCAUUGGACGCCAUAAUCUCGAAGAAGUCUUAUCCGAACUUGGCCCUAAUCCCAAAAAGGCUGCCACUUCGGAAUCGUUGGAGGAAAUUAUUAUUCUUCGCGGAAGCUACAAUAACUUCAGCAAUUACCAAGAUGUCGUGCACCGCGGGUUGUCGCAGGAUGCGCAUUUGCUCCAGGACCGCGAAUCUGAAUUGCGAUCUGAUGAUGUGUGUAAUCUGCAAUUUACCAGUGGCUCAACCGGAAACCCUAAGGCUGCAAUGUUGACGCACCACAACUUGGUAAAUAACUCUCGAUUCAUCGGCGAUCGUAUGAACCUUACAUCUUUCGAUAUUUUGUGCUGUCCGCCACCCCUGUUCCACUGCUUUGGGCUGGUCCUGGGCAUGCUGGCGGUGGUCACUCACGGCGCCAAGAUUGUUUUCCCCGGCGAAAUAUUCGACCCCAAGGCUGUUCUGCAUGCAAUCUCCGAUGAAAAAUGCACCGCUCUGCACGGUGUUCCCACCAUGUUUGAGGCAAUUCUUAGUGUCCCCAAGCCUGCUAACUUUGACACCUCAAAUUUGCGCACUGGAAUUAUUGCGGGAGCCCCAGUUCCGCGUCCACUUAUGAAGCGGCUCUUCGCAGAACUGAACAUGACAGAAUACACUAGUAGCUACGGUCUAACUGAAGCCUCGCCGACGUGCUUCAAUGCUUUCACCACCGACAGCAUCCACACCCGACUUACGACCGUCGGGAAAGUCAUGCCGCACGCCCGUGCGAAAAUUAUCGACGCCGAUGGAAACAUUGUUCCCGUAGGCCAGCGUGGUGAGCUUUGUAUGGCUGGCUAUCAACUCACAAAGGGGUACUGGCACAACCCAGAAAAAACUGCCGAAACAUUCAUAACCGAUGCUGAGGGUGUCAAAUGGCUCAAGACUGGCGACGAAGCCUCUUUUAACGCAGAAGGGUACUGCACCAUUACUGGUCGGUUCAAGGAUAUCAUUAUUCGCGGCGGCGAGAAUAUCUACCCGCUUGAGAUCGAAGAAAGAUUGUCCGCGCAUCCCUCGAUUGAGUUGGCAUCCGUAAUUGGUAUCCCGGAUACCAAAUACGGCGAGGUAGUUGGAGCAUUCAUCGCGGUCGCUUCGGGCGCCACACGUCCGACUGACGAUGAGCUUCGGACGUGGACCCGUGAGACUCUUGGUCGACACAAAGCCCCGCAGCAUGUGUUCGUAUUUGGCGAAGAAGGGGCUUCCAGCACGGUUCCUGUGACGGGGAGCGGCAAAGUCCGAAAGGUGGAGCUGCGCGAUAUGGCAACUGCAGUGUUAGCUCAACGCCAGUAA
This is a messenger RNA of Penicillium soppii, 1749 nucleotides long. It is a transcript of the gene sidI, whose product is annotated as putative long-chain-fatty-acid-CoA ligase. NCBI's taxonomy places the organism in Eukaryota, Fungi, Ascomycota, Eurotiomycetes, Eurotiales, Aspergillaceae. The coding region runs from base 1 to 1749 and encodes 582 amino acids. The transcript is spliced from 5 exons. Gene Ontology annotation, biological process: fatty acid metabolic process. The record is from RefSeq and is a predicted model, not a curated record. Gene Ontology annotation, molecular function: medium-chain fatty acid-CoA ligase activity.